GUACCAACGCCACGACCGGCCCGGUCUCUCUCUCUCAAUCUUCUUCCAUCUUCCCUCUUCACCGCGCCCUUUGCUCUCUUUCGAGCUCUUUCAUUCGAGUCGACACCUUUUUGUCCUCGUCGCGGCCCUUCUCUCUCGGAACGAACGAUCAAGGAACGAGAUCCUCUUCCUCUCCCCCCCGCCUGCUCUGGAGCACAUAUCUCACGAACGCCCCGUCCUCGCGUCUGCGUCGACUCUCCUGCGGUUCCCCGUCCGCCUGCUUGGUCGUGUAGGACAGGUGUACAACAUCUUGGUUUUCUCGGAGGACCUUGUAUUUUAACCUUCCCUUCCGACGUCCACCAGUCCAGACAGACGUCAGAUGUCCUCCUUGUGAAGGGCCUGACUGCAGGAAGAAUCCGCUCACGGACACGUAGCCAUCAUGCUAUCAUCUAUUGAACGAGCUACGAGGUGCAUGGGCAUCCUCGCCCUCGCUCUCUUGCCAAUGGCGAAAAUUGCCCAAGCCGUACCCGAGGCCGACUUCCUCCUGCCUCGACAAUUACAGCAAACACUUUGCUCCAGCCAAAACACGGCCUCUAUGAGUGCAAAUCUUAGUACCUGGCAGACGAACGGACUUUGCCAAGACUUCUGCCGAGAUAAGAACUAUGCUUUUGCCAUCGUGCAGUGGCAGUCGUGCUGGUGUUCGGAUGUUGCGCCGGCCCCGUCAACGGAAGCGGAAAUCAGUGACAAGUGCAACGACAUUUGCCCUGGCUACGACGUUGAGCGCUGCGGCUCAAGACCGAACUACUUUGGCUAUCUGACCCUUGCUAAGACGCCCGUCAGCACCGCAGGCAGCGGAGGCGGCAGUGGAGGCGCUACAACGUCGUCCAAAGUACCAUCCUCAACAGCAAAACCAGCAUCGUCCGAGUCUGAAACGGCGACAACAUCUUCCACAACAUCUACAUCGAGCAAGCCUAGAACGACUGUCCAGACAGUUACAGCCGACGGAACCGUACGUACCGUCACCGUCACGCCAACUGCCACAGGAAACGACGUUGCAACAGGCGCCUCAGAAUUGGCCCCUUCGGAUCAAUCGACGUCGAACGGACCGAGCACCGGCGCUGUCGUUGGAAUUGUCGUGGGUGUUAUUGGUGCUGUCGUGGCCCUGGCCGGGAUAGGACUCUUCCUGUUUUUCAGACGACGGAAGCAACGCCAGAACGAGAACGACAAGUACGACGUGCCCAGCCAUCGGGGCAGCUCGGCCGGCAUGUCGGGAUCGCCACGCAAUCCCGAGAUGGUUGUGACCGUCGACGGAGGACGUUGGGACCCCGACACAACCACCGAGCAACGAAGAAGCCGACUGCUGGCGCAUGAUCCUCGCCUGGACCCCCUCCCGAGAGGCUUGUACGUGCGCAACAAGAGCGCGGAGAGUAUCAACACCCUACGCGACGACCAAGAUUACUCCCGCAAGGUUCACCAACCGGUUUUGCGAGCGACCAACCCUGAUCCCGAAUGAACGGUGAAAGUGGCAUUGGGCGGACCAAGAUGACGAGACAUAUCAUCGUUAACGACGUACACGAAACCGGUCCCGGUACAAAUUUUCGUCUUUGUAUUGCGCUUUUGAGAUACCAGGUCGGCGUUUCAAUUUCCACUUCACAAGACACUGCAUGCGGAGGGCAUUGGAUGAGUGGGAGGUCCUUGCGACAACAUCGGGCAUGGAGAGUUUCCUUUGGAGAAGACGGGGCGGCAUCAGCAUCAAUACACACCAUGAGCAACAGGCCUCAGAUCACGAACACGAACAAAUCACACGAGCAACAUAAGGGCGCCGGCCAAGAGGCGGCCAUAAUUUCGAUUCCGCAUAUCUCCUAUUCAGUUCGCAGGUCGGGUAACGGCGACAGCGCAAGCCAAUCGCGUGGACAGACGUGGACACAGCAUUACGAAGCCGAGCCGAGUGAGCAUCGACGAAAUGGCUCUGCACUCCGGGCUGAGGCCCGAUGACGAGCCCAAGGGUAUGAUGUUGAACGGCAACUGUACAUACACACAUACCGAGGUCUUGUGGAGCAGCAGAGGAUCGGCUUGGACGACCAGACUUGGCAGGAUCGUUGAGAUUGGGGGGGGGUGUUACAACCGGUAACAAUCUAACAAGACUUGCCGUCCACAGAACACUAUGCGUGGGUGACGAUGCUUCCAUGACACGUCUUGGGGUUAAGCAAAGGACGUCGGAGGUAGGACGGAACUGAUCGAGCUGAGUCGAACGAUUGGCACUGGCUGGACAACAAGCUGUGAAGCCAACCACACAGUGCUUGGACAGUGCUUGGGGCAGUUCAACGUUGGACUUUGAACGAUGACUGCUGGCUGGCGAGAAAAAGAAGAAGGGUUUCUUAGCUACGUAGUUGCGAGAAUCAUAAUGACAAACAAACGCGUACAGGCGUUUCAU
Molecule: messenger RNA, 2413 nt
Organism: Colletotrichum destructivum
Lineage: Eukaryota; Fungi; Ascomycota; Sordariomycetes; Glomerellales; Glomerellaceae
Product: Putative carbohydrate-binding WSC
Exons: 5
Coding region: 419-1492 (357 amino acids)
Source: RefSeq, a predicted model, not a curated record